AUGGACGCGGUGCUGCUAGAGCACUUCCCCGGGGGCCUGGACGCCUUCCCGUCCCCUUACUUUGACGAGGAGGACUUCUUCACCGACCAGUCGUCUCGGGACCCUCUGGAGGACGGCGAUGAGCUGCUGGCCGACGAGCAGGCCGAGGUGGAGUUCCUCAGCCACCAGCUGCACGAGUACUGCUACCGCGACGGGGCGUGCCUGCUGCUGCAGCCCGCGCCCUCGGUGGCUCCGCACGCGCUCGCCCCGCCGCCCUCGGGAGGCCCCGGCGAGCCGGAGGACGGUGGUGGCGGCUACUGCUGCGAGGCGGGGGCGCCCCCCGGCGGCUUCUCCUACUCGCCCGGCUCGCCGCCCUCGUGCCUCGCCUACCCGUGCGCCGGGCCGGCCGUGCUGUCGCCCGGAGCGCGGCUGCGCGGCAUGAGCGGGGCGGCGGCGGCGGCGGCGGCGCGGCGGCGGCGGCGGGUGCGCUCGGAGGCCGAGUUGCAGCAGCUGCGUCAGGCGGCCAACGUGCGCGAGCGGCGCCGCAUGCAGUCCAUCAACGACGCCUUCGAGGGGCUGCGCUCGCACAUCCCCACGCUGCCCUACGAGAAGCGCCUUUCCAAGGUGGACACGCUGCGCCUGGCCAUCGGCUACAUCAACUUCCUCAGCGAACUCGUGCAGGCCGACCUGCCCUUGCGCGGCGGCGGCGCGGGCGGUGGCGGGGGACCGGGCGGCGGCGGGCGCCUGGGCGGGGACAGCCCUGGCAGCCAGGUCCAGAAGGUCAUCAUCUGCCAUCGGGGCACCCGGUCCCCCUCCCCCAGCGACCCGGAUUAUGGCCUCCCUCCCCUCGCGGGACACUCUCUCUCUUGGACUGAUGAAAAACAACUCAAAGAACAAAAUAUUAUCCGAACAGCCAAAGUGUGGACCCCAGAGGAUCCCAGAAAACUCAACAGCAAGUCUUCCUUCAACAACAUAGAAAACGAACCGCCCUUUGAGUUUGUGUCCUGA
Messenger RNA from Kogia breviceps (pygmy sperm whale), 987 nucleotides. It is a transcript of the gene PTF1A, whose product is annotated as pancreas associated transcription factor 1a. The transcript has 2 exons. The coding region runs from base 1 to 987 and encodes 328 amino acids. Gene Ontology annotation, molecular function: protein dimerization activity; DNA-binding transcription factor activity, RNA polymerase II-specific; RNA polymerase II transcription regulatory region sequence-specific DNA binding. The record is from RefSeq and is a predicted model, not a curated record. Gene Ontology annotation, biological process: regulation of transcription by RNA polymerase II; developmental process. Lineage: Eukaryota; Metazoa; Chordata; Mammalia; Artiodactyla; Physeteridae.